Molecule: messenger RNA, 3242 nt
Organism: Drosophila ficusphila
Lineage: Eukaryota; Metazoa; Arthropoda; Insecta; Diptera; Drosophilidae
Product: aminopeptidase N
Exons: 13
Coding region: 76-2856 (926 amino acids)
Biological process (GO): proteolysis; peptide catabolic process
Cellular component (GO): cytoplasm
Molecular function (GO): peptide binding; metalloaminopeptidase activity; zinc ion binding
Source: RefSeq, a predicted model, not a curated record
AUGCAGUCUUAACUCAUUAAAGCCGUAGAAAGACAAAGUCAGUGCAUAUUUACAAUCGUUGACAUACAUAUGUGAAUGACGUCAAAAUGCCACAAGUAUACUUGGCCUUACUAUUUUUUUGCCCCUAUUUUACAGGGACUUGAACACGGAGACAUUGAUUUUUCUACGGUAAACAUAAUAUCAGAGGUUCGAUUGCCAAGUGAUAUUUUGCCUCUUAGUUAUGAAGUGAACAUCGAACCAAAUUUUGAAAGCCAAAACUUCAAAGGAAAUAUAAAAAUGCAUUUAAAAUGGAUUUUAGAUUCAAAAAAAGUACACUUCCAUGCAGAUUUUAACUUAAUCAUUGAUGAAAGAUCAAUUAAACUAAGCAGAUUAAAUAUGGAAAAUGGGAAAACAGAUGGAAGGGUAACAAUUUUAAGAGGCAGCCGACUACCUCGAAAGGCUAUAUAUGUUUUACACCUCAAAGACAAAAUUAAAAGGGAAUCUGAAUGUCUUCUAGAAAUUUCAUUCGAAGGAAAUAUAGCAGAAGUUGCUGAAGGACUAUUUAAGAGCUAUUAUACCAAUGAGACGAACAACGUCCAAGAAGCAUAUUUGGCCACAAACUUUAAGCCAAACAAUGCACGUCGAGUAUUUCCUUGCUUUGAUGAGCCCGGAAUAAAGGUUCCCUUUAAUUUAUCGAUCGCUAGACCUAAGGACUACAUCACCAUUUUUCACACCCCAUUGCUUAACACAAUACAGCACCCAAUAUUGGACAACUACUGGAUAGAUUUCUUUUACAUCACUCCACCGAUGUCGACGCAUGCAUUUGGUUUUGUAAUAUCUAAGCUUCACAUCUGGAACCAAGUCCAAAUGAUAAAUUCAUCAGACUUGCCUAUCAUUAAUGUAUGGAAUAAUAACUUGCCAUCAGUUAUUUUACACGACAUUCAAAAUAAACUUAACAUCGAAUAUAAAACUAUACAACGUUUUUUCAAUGUCUCAUUGCCCCUUGAAAAGUUUGAUGUAAUUGCUAUCCCCGAUCUACCAAGUGUUCGAUUUGUAAGCUGUUAUGGUAUGCUUAUAGUAAGAGAGUCUGAACUACUAAAAAGUGGUGUUUUUGCUUUUUCGCGUGAACUAGUAUAUCAAUGGAUUGGUAUUUGGAUUACUCCUGAUUGGUGGACAGAUGCUAAUUUGAAUAAGGCGCUAAUUAGUUUUAUAGCAUCAGAAAUAACUAUUGAAAUAAAUGGCGGAAAGGAGUUUAAUGGCAAAUAUCCCAUGACAAUUCUUUACUCAUUAUAUUAUGAACUAAGCAAAAGGUAUCCCUAUUCCCUUAUAACUGGAAUGAAAAAGGAGUCAACAUCCUUUAAGACUGAACUUUUUAUUCGAAUGCUUAAAAUAGUCUUAGGAGAAAAGACCUUUAGAACUGGAAUUCAAAGAUUCAUUUCUAAUAACAAAACUAAAACAUUCAAAGGCUCGGACUUGUGGACUGCACUUUCAAAACAAGCUGUUGAAGAUAAAGCGCUAGAUAGAAAACUAAUUUUAUUAGAUGUUGCUGAAUCUUGGUUAAAACAAAGCCGCCUUCCACUUGUUACUAUUAAAAGAGACUAUAAUUCAGGGACUGCAAUCGUACAGCAAAAAGUGUAUCUAAGGGAAAGGCCUCAUGAUGUACCUGACCAAGAUAAAAUGCUUUGGUGGAUCCCUAUUACGUUAGUCCGGCAAGACACUCUUAACUUUUCAAACUCUAUCCCGUAUAUAUGGAUGAAUAAGACGAAGCAAGCGAAAAUAUCAAACCUGCCCAGCCAAGAUGAGUUCAUAAUUGUCAAUCAAGAAGAAAUCGGGCCGUACCUGGUUAACUAUGACGAAAAAAAUUGGUAUAUGCUGUCAAUGUUUCUAAGAACAGAAAACGGAAGAGGAUUAAUACCAGUUUAUACAAGAGCAAAACUACUUCACGACGCCUGGAACUUAGCCUAUGCUGGUGAAUUAAAUUUUGCAAUAGCUCUUAAUAUGACUUUGUUUUUGAAAAAUGAACGUAAUCAUAUUGUUUGGGAUCCAGUUUUUACGUUUUUGGACCAAAUCGGUAAGCGAUUUGAUGUUUCAUCACUUCAUAAAAAGUUUCAUCUCUACACCAUAGAUCUUUUGGCUCCAUUAUAUGAAACUUUAGGCCCUGAGAAUAAUAAUGAUGAUAAUUGGAAAACUGAUUUACGAAAAUUGACAAAAACGUUUAUUUGUAACGCGGGCUACCUGCCAUGUAUUAAAGCGUCCCGAAAUGCUUUUGAAGUGUGGCUUAACAGCUCAAACCCAAACCUCAACAAUCCGGUACCAAACGAGUUUAUUUGUCCUGUGUUUAUGUGGGGUUCUAUGGAGGAAUGGAUGUUUGGAUUGGAACGUAUAAGUCAGUUUCCAAAGCUUCGUCUUCAAAGUGAUAGAACCUUUUUGUUAAAAAUGCUAUCAGGAUGUCCUGCCCAGCGUGAAAAAAUAAAUUAUCUACUCGAAUUGGCUAUUCUAAAAAAUGUUUCUUUUUUCUCCGAAAACGAUAAAAUAUUAAUCAUUAAUAUGAUAACGACUCGUUCCAUCGGAUACACUACGCUUUUGGAUUUUUUAUCAAGCCAUUGGGCUAAUGUUUAUCAAAUGUUUAAAAAUUCAACAAAUCUAUGGAACAAACUUAUUACUUCUGCGACGGGAAAGUUUACUACCCAAGAAGGUUACGAUACAGCAAAAUCAUUUUAUAAUAAUCAUUACGGACAGUUUGGCAGAGCGCAGCAUAUUAUAGAAAGAUCACUUCGCAAUAUGAAAGAAGAAAUUCAGUGGAGUGAACAAAAUUUGCCUGUAAUAGAACAAUGGAUUGACAACUAUUUAUCUUCCACCCAAUUCUCAAAUACUUAAAGCACGGACAUAUGUAUUAUACUUAUUGUAUUAUUUCUUACAAGUUUAACAAAAUGUUUAUAUCUCGUAUACUUUCUCUUAAAAAUGUUGGAAAACCAAAUUUACUUGUAAAAACAAAUCGUUUUACUCUCUUUUUUACUCAUUUAAACAGAAAAGAAAUAUAGAGCAUUUGGUGUCUCUCAGAAGCUGUAUAAAAUCAAUUAAACAUAAAAAUUAAAGGAAACAUAGUCCUAUACUAAGACUAUCCGCCUGUGGACAGACCAAGUUCGAAGAAUGAGGAAUGACAUAUCUGUAGCUCCACAUUACCUUAUGUACACAACAUGAACUCACAAAGCCUAGGCAUAUAAUUCAUUAUAUUUAUAAUAAAUUGUAUAAAUUGUUUUGCA